UUUAGUUCUCUUUUAUCUCUAAAGAAUGAAGAAGUAUUUAUCUGACAAAUUCCAUUUCCAUAAGCUUAAAAAGAGCAUAAGAAAGAGAGAGGAAACUCUGCUUCUCUCUUCUUAAGUCUUCUUUCUCUCUGCGUUUAGUAUAUUUGGUGACGACUCUCACGCGUAAUUCUGCAGAUCAAUACACAUCAUUCAUUCAAAAACUUCAAAAUCUAUUUAUACCCUUUCUCCUCUUUUUUCUCGAUUUUUUGAAAGAUUUCAAAUCAGAAUUUGGUUACUGAAGUCACUAAUUUGGUGGAAAAUUGGAGGUAUACAAAUCUGGUUUUCAUAUAUUCAGAAAAUUUUAAUAGCCAUCUUUGUGGCUUAUAAAGUUCUUGCUGUUGUUUUGGUUUGAUUAAUAUCUAUUCCUUUUUGUCCUCUUUUUAGUUUCCUUUCGCCACUUCUCAGAACAACAAAUUUGAUUUCAUUUCUACUAUUUUUAAGCUGAAAAUUAUGCAAGACCCAUCAAUUUAUUCACAAAUUAAGCCUCAAUUUCCAGAGCAGGAACACCUGAAAUGCCCUAGAUGUGAUUCACCAAACACAAAAUUCUGCUACUACAACAAUUAUAACCUUUCUCAGCCACGCCACUAUUGCAAAAGCUGUAGAAGGUAUUGGACUAAAGGCGGUACUCUUCGUAACAUACCUGUUGGUGGAGGUUCUCGUAAAAGCACAAAACGAUCUUCAUCAUCAUCGAGUAAGAAAAGUUCAUCAACUACAACUUCAUCCCCUGCAACUCCUCCAUUAACAUCAUCUUCUUCAUCCACAAAUCCAAAACCAGAGCCAUUCGGUAUACCUGCAAUUCCAUCUUUUGAUGUGAUGACUACUAGUACUGGUCCGUUCAGCUCACUGUUAGCGUCAAGCGAGCCGCAAUUUGGGAAUUUUCUCGAAGCUUUGAAUCCGAAUAAUAAUAAUAAUGGGUCCACUUUACAGUUGGGUAACCCAAUUUCGAGUUCGGGUUCGGGCUCUAACCAUCAAAAUGGGAAUACUUCAUAUUUGGGUGUUCAAAAUGGUGGAGAAUCUAAUAAUUGUUGGAAUGGUGGUAACAAUGGUUGGCCUGAUCUUGCAAUUUUCACUCCAGGUUCAAAUUUCCAAUAAAGUAGUAUUUAAUAGAAGGUAUUUAACUACUUUACUAAGUAUUUAACUUUUUAAACUUUUUUUUUUUUUAACAUUCUUUUGAGAGUGUUGUUGUUGAUUGCACUCUUGUAGCAAUACAACAAAAAUAACAUAUCUAGUAUAAUUCUACGAGUGAGGUUUGAAUAGUAGGUAAUUAAGGUAUUAGUACAUAAUUUACUUCUGAAAAAAAUGUGGUGUAUGAGCAAUGUUUUCAAAUGCACAUGGUUGCAAUACUCAUUUUCUAUUAGGUAAUGCAAUAUUAAACAUGUUUAAUACUUUAUGUGUGUUUUAUCAAA
Messenger RNA from Solanum pennellii, 1445 nucleotides. Its product is annotated as dof zinc finger protein DOF3.1-like. Gene Ontology annotation, biological process: regulation of DNA-templated transcription. The coding region runs from base 490 to 1131 and encodes 213 amino acids. The transcript has a single exon. The record is from RefSeq and is a predicted model, not a curated record. Lineage: Eukaryota; Viridiplantae; Streptophyta; Magnoliopsida; Solanales; Solanaceae. Gene Ontology annotation, molecular function: DNA-binding transcription factor activity; DNA binding.